AUAUUCGACUCCGCCGCGCUCCCUCUCCUCUAUAUAUACAUACAUACGAAGAUCGCUCGCCUAUCGAUCCAAACCCGCACGUCGUUCUUCACCGCCGCUGCCUAACGCAGUCCAACGACGAUGCCUCGCCGAAGCUAUGGAGGACGCUCUGGUUCUCGUGCUGCACGUCGAUCAGCUUCACCAAGAGAUCCAAUGCAGACAGCUCGCUCUGCGCCCCCACCAGCUCCUGCUCAAGGAGGAGGAUCGAUGCUUGGAGGAAUUGGUGCCACCAUUGCAGAUGGCAUGGCAUUUGGUGCUGGAAGUGCUAUUGCACGCAGAGCUGUUGAUGCUGUUCUCGGCUGUCCUACUGUUCAACAUGAGAAGGCUGCCUCUCCAGCUGAUUCAGUGAGUGGCCCUACUUCUAAGGGUUCUGAUGCUUGCACUACUCACGUUAAAGCCUUCCAAGAUUGCAUCAACAACUAUGAGAGUGAUAUUAGCAAAUGCCAGUUCUACAUGGACAUGCUGAAUGAGUGUCGCCGGGGUUCUGGAGCUGUUAUGUAGAUGAUGGCUAUUCUACUACUCUGAUCCUAUGUCAAGUAAGGUAGUUUUGUGACUUGGUUAUGCUUGAAGCUACUGGUUGAUAGAUUACUUUAUAGUACAUUGGAAUUGCAAUUAUACUCAGUUCAAGCUUAAAUAGAGAUCUGUGCUGAUAUUGGCAUUA
This is a messenger RNA of Musa acuminata AAA Group (dessert banana), 700 nucleotides long. RefSeq lists its product as uncharacterized. Lineage: Eukaryota; Viridiplantae; Streptophyta; Magnoliopsida; Zingiberales; Musaceae. The record is from RefSeq and is a predicted model, not a curated record. The transcript is spliced from 5 exons. Gene Ontology annotation, cellular component: mitochondrion; nucleus. Gene Ontology annotation, biological process: mitochondrion organization. Bases 121 to 540 code for a protein of 139 amino acids.